Messenger RNA from Haliotis rubra (blacklip abalone), 1366 nucleotides. Its product is annotated as cell adhesion molecule 4-like. Lineage: Eukaryota; Metazoa; Mollusca; Gastropoda; Lepetellida; Haliotidae. Bases 66 to 1136 code for a protein of 356 amino acids. The record is from RefSeq and is a predicted model, not a curated record. The transcript is spliced from 6 exons.
GGACCUGUCACACUGUAUCAUUUACUCGAGAACACUCCCACAUCUGGAUCAUCUACCCAGGGUAAAUGCCGAUGUUAUCUGUCAUUACAGAGAAACCUUCACAACCGAAGAUCACUGGACCUGCAUCAGCUGACUCAGGUGGGCGUGUCACCCUGACAUGCUCCUCCUCCUCCCGGAGUCUCCCCCCGGACCACCCCCCUCUGACCAUGACCUACAUCUGGAGGAGGAACAGUGAGAAGAUUCAAGAAGGGAAAGACGUUCAUGUAGCCGGGCCGAACCUCAUUAUGAGACACAUCAGCAAGGCGGAAGACGGCAACUACAGCUGUCAGGCUGUGGAGGAGGGGCUGGAGUCUGACUGGAGUCACGGACACGACCUGGAUGUUCAGUAUGGACCAGAGCAGAUCCUGUUCAAUGGAACAACCAGCACAGUGACUGCUGCAGCAGGUGCCCCUCUCACAGUGAGAUGUUCCGCUGACUGUAACCCUGCCUGCACUGUAACCUGGUGGAACACAUCCAGACACAGGCUGGUUACAGGACACAGGGAGGCUGUGUUGUCUACGCCAGCUGUUGACAGAUCGGGACAGUACAUCUGUCAUGUCUACAACACACAUGGGAAUAAGUCGAGGAAUCUGAAGCUUGAUAAACCAAAUGGAGUCGUGUCCAUGUCGUCCCUCCUGGUCCUGGUGGUGGUGGUGGUUGUGGUUGUGGUGUUGGUGGUCUGUGGGAUACGUGGAUGCAGGAGACUGAGAGCAAAACGGAAAUUAAGGUAUGCUGCCCACCUGACUGCACUGAACAACAGAGCCAGCAGCGAGUCCCCCUACGCUACAGUCCACGACGAGGGUGCCAGGGUGUCCUACUCAAACAUGAGAGAAUCUUCUGCUUCAAGCGAGCAGCACAAUGCUACAGCUAAUGACGAGGGUGCCAGCUUGCCGUUGCCAAGGUCUGAUGAUACAGCUGACUAUGUGUCUCUCGGGCAGGAAGAACACGUCCACAUCUACACGGCUCUGCGCCCCAAAGUUAGGCAGCAGGUGGGGGGUGGGAGAAGGAAGGCUGACACAGCGGGAGGAUCACCACAAGCCGGGAUAACACCUCCUCAUCACUGUAUCCUCAACUCUCACAGGGCAUGUCCUAUGUGAAACAUCCAGAGAAGGAACACGUUACAGACACUCGAGCACGAGUCAAGUCAACAGCUUUUGUUACUAAGUCCCUGUAUUGAUGUAGAUCUGAACGUUACUAUGUCCCUGUCUUGAUGUAGAUCUGAACUUACUAUGUCCCUGUCUUGAUGUAGUCUGAACUUACUAUGUCCCUGUCUUGAUAGAUCUGAGAUCUGAACGUUACUACUGUCCCUGUCUUGAUGUAGAUCUGA